Microstroma glucosiphilum is the source of this 1128-nucleotide messenger RNA. RefSeq lists its product as hypothetical. NCBI's taxonomy places the organism in Eukaryota, Fungi, Basidiomycota, Exobasidiomycetes, Microstromatales, Microstromataceae. The record is from RefSeq and is a predicted model, not a curated record. Gene Ontology annotation, cellular component: nucleus; cytosol. The transcript is spliced from 2 exons. The coding region runs from base 37 to 1056 and encodes 339 amino acids.
UACCCACCCACUCUCUGAAUCUCUAUCUCAGCCAACAUGCCUCCCACUCCAGUCAGUCGGACACUGUCCAUCGCAUUGCUCAUAGCAGACACACCUGCCAAGCCAGUCUUGGAGUCAAAGGGCGACUACCUCGCAAUCUACACCACAUGGCUGCAGCGCUCCCUCAAGUCCAUCAAGCGACACCAUUGGCAAGACAAGUUUACUCUAGACAUUCGUCCCUUUGAUGUCAUCAAGGGUCAGUAUCCUUCCGAUGGACAGCUCAAGGAUGGUCUGUGGGAUGCCGUCAUGAUCACAGGCUCCGCAUCGACUGUGUAUGGAGACGUGCCCUGGGUCAAGAAGCUCAGCGAGUGGAUCGUCGACCUUGCAGAGCAACACCCCCUGGUUCGCAUUUGUGGCUACUGUUGGGGCCAUCAACUCAUCGCCCAAGCAUUUGGUGGCAAAGUCAUUGAGAACCCUGAAGGAUGGGAGCUGGGAGUAUAUGACUGCGAGCUUACAGAGGAUGGAGAAGAGGUCUUUGGCUUUACAAAGUGGGAUCUGGAGGAAGAGUCUGCAGGUGGAAAGCUGCAGGAAGUGUCAGAAAGUGGAGAGGCAGAGUCUGAGACGAAGAGCGUGCGGCUACAACAAGUACACAAAGACACAGUCGUAGAGAUGCCAGACGACUUCAAUGGCAGUGCCUUCCUCAAGCUAGCCUCAACUCCCAAAUGCUCGAUCCACUCCCUGGCCCUCAAGUAUGCCACCGACUCUCCUCCAAUCCCAUCAAUAGCGGGCACAUCAGACUUCAUCGCCUUUGAUACCUACUCCACUCCAACCUCUUCUGGCCCUUCGCCACCUCGAGGUCUACAGAUCCUCACCGUGCAGGGUCAUCCGGAAUUUACGACGGAGAUUGUAGAGAUGUUGAUCGAGGCAAAGACGGAGAUGGGUAAUGCGCCCGAGGAGAUUAAGGAGGAGGCAUCCAAGCGGGCAAAGAGGGAGGAUGAUGCGCUGAAGGUGGGAAGGAGAGUGCUUUGUAUGCUGGGAGUGGAAGAGGCAAGAGAAGAGGGAGGCGACUCGAUGUAGAAGAGGCAUGCGAGCAGCGCUCACAGCCGUGAGAAGAUAGAACAUGUAAACUUAUAGACGACGUUACCCCGG